GGUGCAGAAGGUAAAUGUACAGCAGGUUACCUUUUGCUCACAACACAUAUCUAUUAAUAAGUUCUUCAUACUUAAAUUACAUGCAUUAUUAAUUGCUAAUUAUGGUUCAUCAUGCGCAUAUUCUUGUAAUCCUUCUUAUUUUUACAGAUAGUGCACAUGCAGUACAAACAAGUGAUCCAGUAGGUGCGAAUGCCCCAGAUGUGUCAUCUGUUUAUACACAGAGGUUUGCAAGGCUGAGUUAUCUCGUUAUUGAACUUGGAACGAAAGUCAUUAGAACUUUCUUCCUCAAGGAUGUUGUUAGGCCUAGCAUCACUAAUGGUGAGCACAUCAGUGAUAAAGAUGCAGUGCUUCAGUUUUUUGGUAAGCAUGACGUGAUAAGGGAACUUGAGAAACUCAAGAAAACAAAAGUCAUAUAUGCUUCUCAGUGGAAUCUGUUGUACCCUGCCUCUGGUCAUACAGAUGUGGAAACAUUUGACAUUACAUUGCUAGUGUUAUUGAUAAGAAAACUUCACCCAGACAAAGCCAACCUGAAAUGGUCAGCGCCGAAAGAAAAUGCCACGUUACCUUCCCCUCCACAAACAACACAAGGUUUCAUCGACCACAUCCAGCGGCUUAAGAAUGUCAGGAAUUAUAUACAGCAUUCCGCCAAAUAUGGGAUCCAAGACAUGGAGAAAUUCUGCACGAAGUGGGAAAUCGCCUGUGCUUCUGUUCUAGCACUUGGUGCGGAUCCAAAUGAAGUUGAAAAGGUACAGAAAUCCAUCUUUAGCAUACAGGAGAUAGAUACAAUAGUGUCUAAAAUACUCAGCUCGGUCGAAGAUAACAAACGGCAUUUCGACAGCAGAUUUGAUAGGCUUGAAUUACUAAUAUUGUCCUCUGUAUGUGCCGUUUUCUUUGCCGUCCUCAUUGCGUUAGCCAUAAAUUACCAGUGGUGGAUUUAGGUGGGGAAGGGGUCAGGGGGGAUCCUGAUUUCUGAAAACAAAUCACACUAGUAUUCCCCUCUUGAAAUUAGAAUUUUGACUGGCUGAAUUAUAGUUCUAAAUAGAUCUGAAUGAAACUGUUCACCCUAUAAAGUAUCACAUUUUUUCGGGGCCUUUUAUAUCACAUGGAAAUGAAUCAUUGCCAAUUUUUCAUGUUACCUGUAGUGCAUUAUGCAAGAGGGUAAGCGUGAGUAUGCUAUUAUAAAACAGUGCAUCAAAAUUGGCCAAAACAUUAUUAUGUACACUUUUUUUUCUGUAGUCUGAAUAUUUCACAGUUUAACUUUUGCUGCCUUGUUUCUUGGUGUCUGUAUAUUUGCAAGAUUUGUAUAUUUUUUAAUUGAAAUGUUGAAAUAUAAGUAAAAGUAAAAUGUAAAUGGAUAUUAGGUAAGAUUUUUUGAAAAUAUUUACCAGAUUAUACAUAAUAUUGCUUAUUGUAAAAACUUCCAAGUCUAAGAUUUCAUUCUAGAGUUUUAUCAUGUCUAUUAAGAAGUUUUGAAGUGCAAAACUUGUUUGCAAAAAAAGUGAAGGUUAUGUCAAUGUAGUAUUUUUAAUAAUUAUCCAUCCAUCAACUAUUAUAGCAUCGUUUUGUUUUUGUCAUUUCACAUAUUGAUUGAAUUAUUUGGGAAGCAACUGUGUGCUGCAGUCAUUGCGUAAAAGAUGUUAUUACAUACAAUGUGCAACAGUGAUUUCAGUUUUUUUUUUAUCUACAAAUUACAAUUUCUGAACGUUCCGAGAAUGGGACUCUGCACCAAACAGUUUCAAAUAGUCACCUCAAGUUUGUAAAAGCUGCACUUGGUUGGGAAAUUCAAGAAUGAAAAAAAA
Messenger RNA from Lingula anatina, 1799 nucleotides. RefSeq lists its product as uncharacterized. The record is from RefSeq and is a predicted model, not a curated record. Lineage: Eukaryota; Metazoa; Brachiopoda; Lingulata; Lingulida; Lingulidae.